GAAAAAGCUAAUUAUACGAACUUUUACAAAACUAUAGCGCUAAAUCAACACUUUGUACAACACAAUCUUUAAUGUAAUUCAUUAAAAUUUACAAAUUGUUACACAUUUAAACAUAAAAAUUAAUUUAAAUAGUCGAAUCUUUAAUUAAAAUAAUAUAAAAAUAUUUAACUAAUACUAAAUUAUUUACAAAAAUGAUGCGAUUGAAUGGGCAAACGUAUACCACAGGAAGUAUUCUAAGAAAGAAAAGCUACACUGAUCACGAUAUUAGGCUAGAUCAAAACAAUAUACCAAAAUCACAAUCGUUUCCUAUUCAAUCAAAACGACAUCAUUAUCAGAGUAGUUCGAACAUAGCAGAUAAUUUACGACUUCAUUAUGUUACGCAAAGGAUUUUGGCUUCAAUAUUACCAGCCAGAGAUAGAAAUAUCGAAGAAGAUGUACUACUACAAGGACCUCAUAUGGAAGGUCAACUUCAAGAUGAAUAUGAAAAAGAAGUGAUAUUGAUGCUAGAACAAAAACACGGAAAGAAUUACCGUGUUUUUGAUCUGGAGUCAUGUAUUUCAGUAAUAACUUUGGAAAGAAUUUGUGAACUCUGUAAACGUAUCGAUAAAUGGUUGGGAAGCGGUCAAGAAAAGGUCGUUGUGCUGCAAGACAGAGAUAAUAGACAACGACUGGGUGCAACUAUUGCAGCAUAUCUUGAAUAUUUAGACAUAUGUGCAUCUAGUUUUUCAACGACGUCAAGAACUAAUAGUAGUCGAACUAGUCAAGAUCAGGCAAAUCGAGAGUCAAGAACAUCGACAAAUGAAGAUUUGCGGGCUCAAAAUGCCAUUAUUAAAAAUUGGCUUGAUUUAGAUAUUUUCUCAAUGAAAAAAUUUUUGGAAGAUUUUAUCGGUCCACUUCGAAUUCCAUCCCAUAGACGUUAUAUACAAUAUUUUUCUGGUUUGUUAUCGACUAGAGUCAAAAUGAACUCAUCAGCAUUAAAUUUAAAAUGUAUAUCAAUUGAAUCUCCACCAUCUUGGUUGCAAUACAACGUAUUGUCUUCGGAAAGUGAAUGGAAUAGUUUCAUAAAAAUUUAUGAAGGUUUACGUUGCGUAUACACAUCGGAUAUUCAUAUUAUUCCAAUAACAACAAGACAAUUUUUAUAUCAAAUUGGUAACUUACAACUACGUGGUGAUAUUCUUAUUAGGUGCUAUCAAAUUAUACCAGCUAGUGCAAUAUGUAACAAUAAUGAAAACCUUAUGUAUAAUGGUGGGCUGGAGAGUAAUGAAUGCCGCGAAUUACUGUUUUCGUUGCAAUUUCAUACAUGUGCAAUGGAUUCGAAAGAAGUUGUUUUCAGAAAAGAAGAUUUAGAUUAUGCUUGGUGUGAUCAUCGUUUCCCAAAGGAUUGUAAAGUAACUUUUCUUUUUAACCGUGGCGUUGGUAGCGAAAACAAUUAUUUGUUUCAAAGCCCAUUGAUUAGAACAGAACCAGCCAAUGUUUUAGCAAAGGCAGAUAGCAUUGAGGAUUUUGAUCUGAGUUCUAAGUAUCAAGGACCACUUGAUGGUUCUCUAUAUGCAACAAUUUUAAAAUCACCGAAAUCAAAUUCAUCACAACACAUACCAAUAUCACAAGUUACAAACCAUACUUCAACUAACUCAGCAUAUUUAAUUCAACCACCUCCUCAAUUUAGUAGUCUUCAAUCAUUUGAGGUUAUUGAAAAUAGACCAAUUAGCACAAGUACACCAAAACGAGAACGUGGUAAAACAGUUGAACCACCAGCCCGAACUUCUUCACUUCGCAUUAGAGAUACACAAAGUCAACCAAAAUUGUCCUCAGAAUAUAAUUAUAUUGAAAGUAGACCUGGAACAUCACAAUCAAAUUAUAGAGCAGGUCAACAAAAACAUCAAACGCAGCAAAUUACUUCCGUUGAAUCAUAUCACGUGCCUAAUAUUAAAAGUCAGUCAAAACAUAAUAUAUCUGAAAUAAAUUGUAGUCAGCAAAAUGGAACUGGAAUACGUGAAUAUGUUCGGAGUCCGCUUACAUUAUCAAUGGAUUCUGGAAUUUCCAGUAAUGGCAUAUUAAAUAGACCGAACCAAAGAUCAAGUAUGUCUCCUAUAAGCUUUCCAAGUCAACCAAGUCCACAAGAAGAUCGUCAUCGUGAACUGGAUGAAAUUUUAUCUGAUAUGCUAAGUACUGUGCAAGAUAUUCCCGAUUUUAAUAAAAAUAAAAAUCAUAGACAACGUAGUACGACAUCAAAUUCUUUAAAAACAACGCAAAUUCAGCGACAAUUGCGAAAUCAAAGUUCUGUUCCUCUACAUCAUUCUACAUCACAAGUAAUAGUUAUACCCAACAAAAUUUCAAGUAAUAAUUAUGAGCAACAAAACCAGCAACAUUUAAAACGUUCAUUAUCUUACAAUACUUACGUAAAUGAACCUUUAACGUCACAUCAAAAUCUAAAUCAAUCAGCUUAUUUAACAAAAGAGCGAUUGGAAUUAUAUGCUGAUACUUCAAGUACAACUACAACUUUAACACCACCACCGAGCGAAAGUGGCGAUCGUGAUACACCAAUUAUUUCUAGCAAUAUAAUUCCAGCAACAUCUACACCUGGAAAUUUAUUAGCAACAAAUACUCUACAACAUCACCAACACCAAUCAACCAACAAUUAUCAACAACAACAAAUUUAUCGUGAACGGUGUGAAACAUACAAUAGUAUGGCAUCAACAUCUUCCCAACAGUCGUCAUUCUACAGGCAGCAAGAUCGGACGUAUCAACAAAAACAAAAUAAUUUUAUUUCAGAAGACGAAGAUAAUAUACCGUAUCACGCUCGUGAACAUUCAAAACCUUUUUCAUAUGGUAGUGUACCAAAUGAACAUAAAUUAACGGAAGUGUCGCUGAAUAAUAAUAAUAAUAAUAAUAAUAAUAAUAAUAAUAAUAAUAAUAAUAAUAUUAUAAAUAAUAACGACAAAAAUCCGGAAUUAGAUGUUGAGUUAAUUGAUCCAAAAAUGAUAAAAGAACAGUCUGGGCUUUCGAGCCCUUCGUUAGUACGAAAAUUUGCUAGUGGGGUUAAUAACUUAUCAAAUAAUGAUUACGGUACGACAGACAGUAAUAAUACCAAUUUUUCCUCAUCGAAUUCAAUGUUAAGAAAAACUCCAAUAAGAAACGAUUUUGAGGAAAUGCUACGAGAACGUCGUGAAAAAGUUUUGAGUGAAAAAUAUUCGACAAUUGGUGUUAGUAGUACUGAAAGGAAUAAAUUGCCAUCAAAAAUUAACGAUAAUAAGUGGUUGCAUACUCAAGUUAACCAAACGAAUGGUUAUCAUUAUUACAAUGAACCAUUAAAAAGAUCGAAUACUUUAGAUGCUUUUCAUAGGAGUAAUAGCACGGAUGGACUAUCUGGCCAAUCAUGGUUACAGCUGCAACAGCAAAAGCUACGUGCGAAAAAAGAUCAACAACUGAAAGAUGAGCGAAGAUAUUUUGAAGAUAUUCAUGCCGAAAUCAGGAAUAGACCUCAAAAAUCCAGAGUAGUUCGUUAUGACGGUUACGCUAGUGAUACUGCUGCUUUUGGUGAUGAAGUUGAUUAUCGACGACCAUUGCAUGUUCAGACACCGUAUACGGCAAGAUCCCCAGAGCAAAAAUAUAACAAAAUUACAACGACAACUACCACUGUAACUCAAGAGCGCCCAUUUGUUGCUGUUAAGCGAGCCCAUGAGCAAGUAAAAAGAGAAAUAGUCGGUUCGCCACCGUUAUCACCUUUGUCUGCAUUGAGUGCUUCCCCAGUCGGUCAUAUUAUUCAAGUACAAAAUGAAAGUCAAAAUUUUAAUCGGUCUCAAAAUGGACUUUUAUCAAUGGCUGAUCCUAAACAAAACGGACAUAUACGAUUGGAGUCUGAUAUUUUCUUCGCUAAUUAUAAUUAUAACACUAUAGCAUGUAACAAUGUGAGUAACAAUAACAACAAUAAAAGUAAUGAAAAUAGCUUUAUUAUCGAUAAUAUUCACAAUAAAAUCAACUAUAAUUACAAUGCCUGUAAUAUAAUUAACAAUAAAAAUAACAAUAAUGACCAAGUCAUAAAUAUCCAUAAUAAUAAUGAUGCUAGAUUUAAUUCUGGUAACAUUAGCGUCAAUAGCAAUCUAAUUACAAUUUCUUCUAUUCAAUUUAAACCUAACAACAAUAACCUUGCACAAAUUCAUAAACCAAUACAUAAUUUUAAGGGAGUCGAUGGCGGACCUGAUCUUCACAAAAGUAAUGGUAAUAAAAACCUUAAUGAUAGAAUUUAUUAUUUUAAUCGUGAUGAGAAUAGAGUAAACAACAAUUCUUUAAUUGAAGAAGUUUUUGAUAUACAAUCAAAAACCACACAGACAGUCGAUAUUAAUAGUAAAAUGAAUUGUGAUGAUAUUACUAAAAAUAACAGUAGUAAUUCCAAAAUAAAUGGGCAGUUAGCUUUAGACAGAUUAUUAGCAUCGUUAGUGGUUGAAACAAAUUUAAUGGAUCACGAAAUGAAAGAAAAUUAUGACAAAAUUAGUUUAAAUAAAGUUAGUGUUAGCAAAGAUAAUAAUAAAAAUGAAAAAAACAAUUUUUGUACAACAAAUUCUAUAAUACAAUCAAUUAAUUACGACACGAAAUGUAAACCGUUUCAAGCACUAAGCGAUGGCGAUAUUAAUAGCUAUAAUUUGACGCUUAAAACUCCAAUUUUAAAGUCUGAUGAAGAACAAGAACUGCAUGAGGUUAUUGCCGACUUAACUGAAUUCGCUCGUUUUGAAGAUUUACGUCAAAUGAUGACAAAUAAAAAUCAUGUUAAAGUGGAAAAAAAUACUGUUGAAGGAAAUAGCAUUAUGGAGGGUUUUAAUGGUAAUUGUGGAGUAAAUGGUAUAAAUAACAUAAAUUCGGAUAGUUUAAGUAAUAAUAGUAGUAGAAGUAGCGUCAGAAAUAGUAAUAGUAAUCAUAGUUAUUCUUCAUUAAAUGGUAUACCAAGAAGAUUAAUUGUAUCUGAAUCCGAACAAAGCUCAUCAAUAUCACCCAGUUUAUCUGAUAGAAGUAAUCAUGCUAUAUGGAGUGAUCAGGCACGUGAAGAAUCAUUUUCAUCAUAUCGUUCCGAAACUGAUGCCGAAAUAUCUAAUGCUGGUUCACCCAGACCAGAAACUCCAGCAUUUCCAACAACUCCACGUACUCCAUAUGGGUUAACAAAUGGUAAUAUUAGUCCAGGUUUACCACCUAAGAGUCCGACAUCUCAGCGCCGCUUUAAUAAUUCAUCAUGGUCAUUAAGAAGUCAUAAAUCAGCCGUUUCAUCUUUCGAUUUGAGCAAGGACUUGUAUGCUCAAAGAGGAGGACAACAAGAGAUCAUAAAUCAAAAUGAAAUAUACUCAACAUAUGGAGCUCGAAGAAAUUCAAAUUCUUCAAAUGGUAAUAGCGAGCCACAAGAAGUUGCCGCUCAUCAUGUCAAAUUUGUCAGAGAUUCUUCUAAAUAUUGGUAUAAAUCAACAUUAUCGAGAGAUGAAGCAAUUUCAUUAUUACGCCAUGCAACACCCGGAUCAUUUUUGGUUCGUGAUUCAACUACAUACAAGAAUGCUUUUGGUUUAGUUUUACGUGUUGCUCAUCCACCACCAGGUAUAACUUUAAAACCAGGAGGAGAUGAGCUGGUUCGUCACUUUUUAAUUGAGCCAACAAAUAGAGGUGUACGUCUGAAAGGAUGUGCAAAUGAACCAACUUUUACAUCAUUAUCAGCUUUAGUUUAUCAACACUCAAUCACACCACUUGCUCUGCCAUGUCGAUUAAUUUUACCAGAAAGGGAUAUUGCUCCAGUUGAUAUUCAAUCACCAGCACAAAAGCAACUAUUAACACAAGGUGCUGCUUGUAAUGUUCUGUAUUUAUAUGCUUGUGAAACCGAAUCUUUAACUGGUGAAGAAGCAGUAAGAAGGGCUAUAUCUGAACUAUACUCAUUGAAACCUUUGCCUCUGCCAACUGAAGUUCAUUUCAAAGUUUCUCAACAAGGAAUAACAUUGACCGAUAACACCAGGCAAAAAUUCUUCAGAAAACAUUAUUCCUCAAAUGUAGUUUCAUUUUGUGGUUUUGACCCUGAUCGGCGAACAUGGAGUGUUAAGUCUGAGGGCGAUUUCCCAGUUCAAAAUAAAACAAUAUUUGCAUUCGUUGCUCGUCGCUCAGCUUCCUCAACAGAUAACCAAUGUCAUGUUUUCUGUGAUUUAGCCCCAAAUCAACCAGCGUCUGCUAUAGUGUCAUUUGUUAAUAAAGUACUACCAACAGAAAAAAUUAUGAACAGUAAUAUUUAGAAAUACUUAGUUCAGUUAAAUAAAAUUUGGAAUUUAUAUUGAAAAUUAAUUAUUAAAUUGGACAAAAUUAAAUGAAAAUACAAAAUUUGGAACAUACACAUUUGAAAAUUGUAGUUUUACCCUAACAGAAUAUUAGUGAUUGUUCUUAAAAUACCUGUUGUUUAACGUUAAACUCACUUUUGCACAUAUAUAUUCAUGUUAUGUAUUUAUAUUAAUUAGGUAUGUAUAUACUUUUAAAACUGUAUUUUGUUAAUUUGUUAAUUAAAAAUAAAUUUUAAUUUUGUUCA
Molecule: messenger RNA, 6541 nt
Organism: Condylostylus longicornis
Lineage: Eukaryota; Metazoa; Arthropoda; Insecta; Diptera; Dolichopodidae
Gene: by
Product: tensin-1
Exons: 21
Coding region: 192-6254 (2020 amino acids)
Molecular function (GO): protein binding
Source: RefSeq, a predicted model, not a curated record